This is a messenger RNA of Pygocentrus nattereri (red-bellied piranha), 6560 nucleotides long. It is a transcript of the gene lgi2b, whose product is annotated as leucine-rich repeat LGI family, member 2b. NCBI's taxonomy places the organism in Eukaryota, Metazoa, Chordata, Actinopteri, Characiformes, Serrasalmidae. Gene Ontology annotation, molecular function: protein binding. Gene Ontology annotation, biological process: inhibitory synapse assembly. The coding region runs from base 4819 to 6435 and encodes 538 amino acids. The transcript is spliced from 8 exons. The record is from RefSeq and is a predicted model, not a curated record.
UGUACAAAAUGUAGGGUUAUAUUUAAAAAAAAAAAAAAAAUCAACAGUGAGAGUAGGCUAAUUUGAACAGGUUAGUUUUAAGACUGGAUUUGAAAAGAGGAGAAGAGUCAAUGAUACGGAUGUCAGGUGGGAGGGAGUUCCAGAGUUUGGGAGCAGAGCGGCUGAAAGCUCUGCACCCCGUGGUACUCAGACGAGCAGAAGGUACAGAGAGAUGAAUGGAAGAGGAGGAUCUGAGCGAGCGGGUAGAAGUUGCAAUUUGGAGAAGAUUUGACAGAUAAGGGGGGGCAAGAUUAUGUAUGGCCUUAAAUGUGUAGAGGAGAAUUUUGUAUUCGAUCCUAUAUUUAUCAGGGAGCCAGUGGAGCUGUUGAAGGACAGGUGUAAUGUGAUGGAAUGAAGGAGUUUUAGUGAUAUGGGCAGCUGUAUUCUGAACCAGCUGAAGCUUAUGGAGGGAUUUAUGAGGAAGGCCAAAGAGAAGAGAAUUACAGUAGUCAAUGCGGGAUGUAACAAGACUAUGAACUAGAAUAGAAGCAGUAUGGGGGGUGAGGGAAGGGCGUAGACAUUUGAUGUUACGCAGAUGGAAAUACGCAGACCAGGUUAUAUUACUAAUGUGAGAGCGGAAAGAUAAACAGUUAUCUAAGAUGACACCCAAGCUCUUAACCUGAAGUGAGGGGGAGACUGAUGUACUGCCAAUUUGGAUAGAGAAAAUAUCCACUUUCGAUAAUGUGGAUUUGGAACCACAAAGCAAAAUUUAAGUUUUAUCACUUAAGUUUUAGGAAAUUAGAGGUGAAUCAGGAUUUUAUUUCAGCUAAACAGUUGGAAAGGGAAGAGGGCGGGAACAAAGUACUUAGUUUACUAGAUAGAUAGAGCUGGGUGUCAUCUGCAUAGCAGUGGAAAUGGAUGUCGAAAGAGCGAAAAAUGUUGCCAAGGGGCAGAAGGUAAAUGAUGAAAAGAAGGGGCCCCAAGACAGAACCCUGGGGUACGCCAGAAGAAACAGGGGAAGACUGAGACCUGAAAGAUUUGAGUUGAAUGAGCUGAGUGCAGCCUGAGAGAUAGGAAUGAAACCAGUCGAGUGCGAUAUGAUUAAUGCCAAUGGAAGAUAGUCUGUUAAGGAGGAUAGUAUGAGAAAGUGUUGAAGUCUGUGCUCAGAUGUAGAAGAAUGAGAAUGGAAAAUAAACCAGAAUCAGCUGCCAUGAGAAGGUCAUUAGUGAUCUUAAGAAGAGCAGUUUCUGUGCUAUGGAGGGGGCGAAAACCAGACUAGAAUUGUUCAUAGAGACAAUUUUGGGAUAGGUUGGAAUGAAUUUGAGUAGCAAUAACUUUUUCAAGUAUUUUGGAAAUGAAAGGGAGGUUAGAAAUCGGGCGAAGGCUAUUAAAGUCGUUGGGGUCUGAGCCAGGUUUUUUCAGAAUAGGAGUGAUAGCAGCCAUUUUGAAGGGCGUAGGAACAAUUCCACUAGUGAGUGAGGAAUGAAUAAUGGCAGUUAUGAGGGGGAGCAGAGAGGAAAGACCAUAUUUAACUAAGACUGUAGGGAAAGGAUCAAGCUGACAUGUAGAAGGUUUUGAUUUGCUAAUGAGAUCAGAAAUGACAUGCAUCUGGAAGCUGAAAACAGGAGAGAGACUGACUAUGUGAAAGGGGUACAGAGAAGGAGAGAGGCUGUGGAUCAGGACAGAUGUUCUGGUGGAUUUUAUAAAUUUUCUCACUAAAAAACUACAUUAAAGCAUUGCAAGUAUCAGUUGAGUAAAAGUGGGAAGGUAGGAAGGAUUUGGGUUGGAAGAGUUUGUUGACUAGAUAGAACAGUGUUUUGGUGUUCCCUUCACUAGAGUUAAUUAGACCAGAGUAAUAGGAGGAUUUAGUUUGAACAAUUACAUCCUUAUACUGCAAUAUGUGUUUUAUGCAUUUCUUUGUGCAUGGUAAGACCAGAUUUUCUAUAGAGUCGCUCGAGCUGACGAGCUUAGUAGUUUAGGGGUAUACCGGGGGCAGAAUGAGUGAAGGAAACAGAGCGAGUUUUCACAGGAGCAAGAGAGUUGAGAAUAUAGGUUAAACUAUUGUUAUAGUGGUCAACAAGCUCAUCAAGCGAAGAUGAGCUGUGCAGGUUCAGAAUAUUGUCCAGGCUGGAGGUGAGGACAUCCUUAUCAAUGUCUUUGAUGUUCCUAAAUGAGAUGAGACGUGAUGGCUUGGUUAUGGAGAGACCUAGUGUAAUGUUAAAUGAGAGGAGGAAAUGAUCAGUAACAUUAACUUCAUCAGCUGCACAAUUAGACGGAGUGAGACCGGAACAACAAAGUCCAGUGUAUGUCCUUUUAUGUGGGUAGGAAAAUUGAUGAAUUGAUUAAAUCCAAAAUUCUCCAGGCAGGAUGAGAAGUCUUUGGUGAGAAGGAGAUUACUGCAGUCCAUGUGGAUAUUGAAAUCCCCCAGCAAUAUUACAUUAGGCAAAAUCACUUAGAAAGUCAUUAUGUGGCUUAGAAGGACAGUAAACUGUAGCGAUAAUGGUAGGAGAGGGUCCAGGCACUUCACAUGCUAAACAUUCCAGAGAACUGAGAGCAGGCACAGAUACAGGGAGGACUUUCCAAUUCUCGCGGUGAAGUACCGCGACCUACUCCACGGGGUUGACAAACGUAAACAAACCCAGGAGGAGCAGAGUAAUUGAGUUGUGAGAAGUCAUUAGGUUGUUGUCAGGUUUCAGUUAGACAGAGAAAGUCAAACUUGCGCUCAGUGAGGAGAUCUUGAAUGAGAUGUCCCUUGUUCGUGAUCAAUAUCAAUUUCACACAGAUCAUUAGUAAAUUAAUUUUCUCCAGAUAUUGAGUAAAUGUAAAUUAAUUUUGUUCAAAUUCUUAUUAAAUUUAUUUUCCUUAAUGAAUUUGUUUAAUAAAUAUUUGAGUUAUAUUGACUCAUAAAUCGGCAUGCUCUUACUAAAUCCAACACAUCUUAAACUGUUGCUUUUAUGCAGUGUAUGCAGAGAAACAGAUGGACUACAGUCUGUAAUUAUAGAACUAUAAAGUGCACCUAUAUAGUAAGUGGAGCUCAUAAAAUGGCCAAUGAGCAUAGAAACAAGGAGUGUCCAUGUUGUGCCUGAUCGGUGUGUGUAUGAACUAUAAACAAGAAUAAAACAAGGCUGAUCACUACAGACCAGCAUUUUAAACAGCAGUGUUGGAAGGCAGACUGAGUAGUAGAACCACACUUGAGUAAUCAUUGUAUAUUAAUACAUGGAUGUGUUUUGAGUGGGUUUAGAGAUGUUUUUGGACAUGUAUUAGUGGAGAUGGGAAAUGGGUGACAAACUUUAUUUUUGCUGAACUAUUUCUACACUAAACCGUACGUUGAAGUUUUGUUUUAAUAAAUCACAUUCCAGUUGGAAAGAACCCCUGUUUGGAAUGUUGCUUUUCUUGUUUUACACCUUUUGUGUGUAAGUUAUAUUCAAUUUUUCAUAUAAGGAAUAUAGAUGGAAAUAAAAGCGAGAUGUUGCCUCAAAAGUGGUGUUUGUCACAACUAUAAUUCACAAUUUGAAACACAAAAUAGGUUUUACAUAAUCUUAACUUUAAAACUAAUGUCAAGACGUCCUUUUAACUUAAAUAAGUUAUAGCUAAUAAUUGGGAUAUGUCAACCAAAGUCAUCAGUAUCUUGCAGAGAUACUGCAGAGAGGAAUCCAAAGUAAAACUAGACAUAAGGUCAUGAGUUGAAACAAAUGGUAGUUCUAAUCUGAUUUUACUUGAAACUUUAAGGCAGCUUUUGAACUUUAAUUCAAGAUUUUUUUUUUUAAGUGUAGUACCCUGUGAUCGCUGUAAAAUUUUGGCCGAAGUCCCAUAAACCUGGCCUAGCGACGCCCCUGAUGGUCUUGUUUUCUAGCUUGUUCUGUUAAAUACACCUAAACAAACAAAAUGCUUCAGAACACAGCGUCUGUGUUUCAGAAAACGGCGUCUUUCAGCCUUCCAGAGUCGCAGUCGGCCCUGCUCCUGUUUUCAAGUGUUGUUGUACAUAAUAAAAUAUGGUGUUUAUUUUUUUCAUUUUGCAAAAGAAUGUGUAUCAAUGAAGAGUAUGCUAAAAACAGUACGGCCUUUAUUGUGAGAAUAUUUAUGACUGAUGGGCCUUUUUAUUAUUAUUUCGAGAUACAUGGUAACGAAAAUGGAUUAACAUGAAAGCAUGUUUAUUACGGAUUAUAAAUGAAUCACCUCAUUACAUACAGAUCUAUUUCUAUGCAACAUUUAGCUAUUUUUUCUGAAUAUUAUCAAAAUAAUGUAAUAUUGAUUAAAAUUAAACGUAUUGUAGUAUGGAUUACUUUUGCUUGCUUGUCCUCGUUGUAGGAGGUUGUGACAGCGUCGUGGCAAUGUAGUCAGAUGGCGUCACAACUUUCUGAGAUUUCAGCGUUGUGACAACUAAAGAGCACUGAGCAGCCAAGGUUGUGAACACCAAAAACAAUAGAUUGUCACAACGUAUGUUUGCUGGGCGAUUUUAAGAAGUUCUUACUAAGCAAACAUUGUGACAACCUAUUAUCACUUCAGGUACACGAAAAUAUAUAUCACACCAAAACGGUUAGUCUUUCAAUUAACAAACCUUUGUUUUGGUGUGAUAUCAUUCAGCAAAAAAAUGUGUGUAUACUUUAAUGUCAGUAAAUUCAGUGCAUCACCUUUUUAUAGUGUAUCUAAAUCGGACUGAUCUGAUUUUGUGAUACAGCCUAGGCGUUUCGUCUAGGCUCUGAAGUCUCAAAUGACUGCAAUGGUCCUGCUGAGGUCAGUCAGUCCUCUGCGCAAAGCUUCAACACUUCUGUUGGAGGAAGGGGAGGAGGAAGAUCCGCUGGAUCAUCCUCAUAAAGACACAGCAGCCCUUUGAACGACAUGUCUCCAGUCAGAUUUUUCAUCUUAUUAACUUUUCUAAUUUCGUAUCACGUUCGAUCAUCGCGAGGUAAACGGAUCUUCAAAUGUCCUUCAGGCUGCACUUGUACAACUGAUUCCAUUAUCUGCGUUGGAUCAUCUUUCAUCCCCAGGACCAUUCCAAGUGACGUCAACUCUCUGAGUAUUAUCAAUGGCAGUUUCCCAGAAAUAAAGCAGGCAAUGUUCUCCCUCAUGCCAUCGCUGCAGUUACUACUCCUUAAUGCAAAUUCUCUCGACAGCAUAAGGGAAGAUGCAUUCUCAGGCCUUCCUCACCUUGAGUAUUUGUUUAUUGAGGGGAACAAGAUAGAAGAGAUUAACAAAUAUGCCUUCAGAGGACUCCGUGAUGUUACACAUUUGUCCUUGGCAAACAACAACAUGAAAAAAAUUCCCAAAGGCCUGUUUUCUGAUUUGCACUCUUUGAUUGAACUAGAUUUACGAGGGAACCUGUUUCAGUGUGACUGCCAGGCCAUGUGGCUAAUGCUGUGGCUGAAAAGGUCGAAUGCCACAGUCUCAGAUGUCUAUUGUGCUGGACCAGUGGACAUGAAAGGUGUUCUGCUGAAGGACGUCCCUGCAAAACACACUGAGUGUGUCUCUACUGAUUUUAUUCCUCAUCAAACCAUCAACACCCAGUCCAUGUCAGCAGACAUCUUCACCUAUAAAGAAGACAUCUAUGUUGCUAUGGCAGUCCCAAACUCAGACAGCUGCAUAAUCAUGGAGUGGGAUCACAUCGAAACCAAAUUCAGGCCUUUUGAUAACAUUACAGGACAAUCCAUCAUUGGUUGCAGUUCUGUGCUGAUCGGCGAGCAGGCAUUGAUUAUUGUCACUCAACUCUUUGCUGAUUCCCACAUUUACAAAUUUGAUCAAGAGCAGAAUAAGUUCACCAAGUUCCAAACAGUCGAAAUGCUGAACGUCUCCAAGCCGAACAAUAUUGAAGUCUUUAAAAUUGGGGAUGAGUGGUUUUUCCUGAUUGUUGAUAGUUCCAAAGCAGGCAUGUCCACUCUGUUCAAGUGGAAUGACACUGGAUUCUUCCCACACCAGUUCCUUCAUGAGUGGAUCCGUGACACUGAUGUGGAAUUUGUUGAUUUGGACGGCAAGUCUAUUCUUGUUCUUGUGAGUCGUUCCCAAGUCCCUGUCAUCUACCACUGGAACAAAAGCACCCAGAUGUUUGUCCACUUUAAUGAGAUACCAAACAUGGAUGACAUGGUCAGUGUGAAGGCCUUUAGAAUCAAUAAUGUCCUCUACUUGGCGCUGGCAUGUUACAUUGGAGAUUCAAAAGUCCUGAAGUGGACAGGCAAGCAUUUUGAGGAAGUGCAGGGCCUUCCCUCACGUGGGGCCAUGGUCCUUCAGCCUUUUAGCUUCAAAAACCAUAACUAUCUAAUUCUGAGCAGUGACUACUCCUUCUCUCAAAUCUACAGGUGGGUCGAGGAGAAGCAGAUUUUUGUCAAGUUCAGGGAAGUGUAUGUUCAGUGGCCUCGUUCUUUUACGCCGCUGUCAACAGGUCAGCGUGAUUUCUUUAUUGCCACCAGCUUCAAGGGAAAAACAAAGGUUUUUGAACAUGUUUUGGUUGAUUACAGUCAAUGAAACUGUAGUCUGAAGGUAUGUGACAUCAAACCACUGAAUCAGUCUUUCCUCACUGAACAUCAAUAUGUAUGCAUUUAACCCUGUCUUGGCCUAAAUAUUAAUCAGUUCAAUGUUAUUUCAACAAA